UGCUUUCCCGAGUCAUUCUAGGGAGUCUCGGCCUUGCAACAACACAGCCAUGACUUCGACCUUCAUCAUUCUUCUGUUCUCUCAGGUGGCUCUUCUGUUGCAAGGGCUCCCUCGCGCUGUUUCGCUUCAAUCGCCGUCUGUAGAAGCCACUAAAUUAGGAUGCCCGGUGGAUACGGAUAUCGCCCCUUGUAUAUGCACCGUCGACAGCGCUACGGCUGAAAUAAACAUGGACUGCUCUGCUGUCCUUGGCGAAAGUGAGCUGAAGAGAAUCUUUGCGACAGAUUUUUUGUUUCCUGACCUUCAUAAAUUGGUGAUCCAGGGCACAGAAAUAGAUCCGGUUCCCAUUCAAACACUGGAAGCAGAUACGUUUGGCAAAGUCUCCUUCAACCAUGUGGUCAUUUCGAACACGGACCUGAGGAGCGUCGCGUCUUCGGCCUUCGCUAAUUCCUUCCCAACAAUCGAGACAAUGGAUGUCUCCAACAACAGAAUCCCCUUCUUCCCCUUCGAGAUUCUAGCGCAGUGCGAGAAACUGACGACGCUGGAUAUCCGAAACAACGUACUGGAACACGUGUCAUUGCUGCACUCGAACAGCCUCCGAUUCUUCGACGCGUCCGGCAACGUUGGACUCCAGUAUGAAGACGAGGUUUUCCAAACGGCUCCGAUGCUGGAAGUCAUCAACCUCAGCAACACCAAUCUCGGCCACAUUGCUCCACUGACAUUCGCCUACCAGCAGAGACUGACGACGCUGGACCUUCAGGGCAACAGCAUAGACUAUCUUUACGCGAACGCCCUCAAGUUCAUGUCUUCCACGCCCACCACGGUCAAUCUAGACAACAACAGGAUCGGUACCGUCGAAAAGGAUGCUAUUACAGGCCUGGCAGCGGGCUCCAUACUUCAGCUCAAAAACAACAUGCUAACAGACCUUCCUCAAGACGUGUGGGAAGAUAUCUUCAUUUUGCUUCAAGGGACUGCGACCAUUGAACUAGACGCUAACUUGAUCGAGUGUGCUUGCAACAUCAAAUGGCUGGUUGGAAAUAGUGUGUACAUGGAUACCUUGGGCGACGGGAAGGAGUGCGACGAUAUGACCUCCAUCCAUGACCCAAGUCUAAUCAACUUCAUCAAUCAACAUUGCUAGAUGGUGUAUAUAUUACUUGCCCGAAGACGUGAAGGCCGUUACGAGCUGAGGCGACAUUUGGGAUGAAAUAUGCACUGUUCGCUUUGAAUAUAGAAAGCGAAUAUGUGUGUAUGGGAGAGAGAGAGAGAGAGAGAGAGAGAGAGAGAGAGAGAGAGAGAGAGAGAGGAGAGAGAGAGAGAGAGAGAGAGAGAGAGAGAGAGAGAGAGGAUGAGUAAGGAUGUAUAACCAAAAUGUUCGCCGAUAUCGCAAAAUAUAGUCAAUUUCCAUUA
Molecule: messenger RNA, 1404 nt
Organism: Penaeus vannamei (Pacific white shrimp)
Lineage: Eukaryota; Metazoa; Arthropoda; Malacostraca; Decapoda; Penaeidae
Source: RefSeq, a predicted model, not a curated record